Haliotis rufescens (red abalone) is the source of this 2230-nucleotide messenger RNA. Its product is annotated as titin-like. The transcript is spliced from 11 exons. Lineage: Eukaryota; Metazoa; Mollusca; Gastropoda; Lepetellida; Haliotidae. The coding region runs from base 122 to 1639 and encodes 505 amino acids. The record is from RefSeq and is a predicted model, not a curated record. Gene Ontology annotation, biological process: heterophilic cell-cell adhesion; homophilic cell-cell adhesion. Gene Ontology annotation, cellular component: membrane; adherens junction.
AGCCAAUAUAUAUAUACACAAGGGAAGGCCAUGUUAACCUAAAUGCUCGUCAACGCGUAGCCAGUCACAGCUUUACAAAACUUUGACAUCGCAUUGAAUCUAUGGUCGACUAGAUGUAACAAUGGAGUAUUGUAACCCUGGUCUGUGGAGAUCGAUCGUACCAUUCUUCACAGUGUUGUUCUCCUUUGCAUGUGUGUGUAGAGGUAUUCAAGUGCGUCUGGAUCCAGGACCUAACUAUGGCAAUGUACAGAUGUACCACAACGGUACCUGGCAGAGGGCGUGUCUUGAACAGUUCUAUUACCUUGGUGGAUACGCCUCACAUGUCAUGUGCAAGCAGCUUGGUUUCAACACCAAACGCAAUGUAGGUAUGCGUCAAACUGGAACACAUCAUGGACUAUUUUGGUAUACCUGGAUUCAUUGUUCACCAGUAGACACAAAUCUGAAUCAGUGCUAUUCCGAACCUAUCACUAACAGGACAUCCUGCUAUGAUUAUGACAAAGCAAGAAUCGCUUGUUUAUCGGAUAACGAAACACGAGUUGAUAUUGAGAACCACAAUGUCACAGUCACUGAUGGAUUCAAUUUCAACACUAGAUGUAACGUAUACACACCUCAAACAAACUUGUCCUAUCACUGGAACCACAACUGGAAGAAUCUAUUUUACUCGGGACGCUAUUUUUCCGGGAAAGGUAACAGGACCGUAGCUGGUAACUGGACUUGUUCAGUGUCUUCAAACGGCAAGACACUUGGAUCAGAUUCCACAGUGAUCAAUGUUAUUUAUCCUCCCAAACGAAUGCAAAGCAAGAUCAUCUAUGCAAAAGUGGGUGAUACUGUAAGUUUAAGUGAAACGGACGUUUCUUUUCCUUCACCGGAGACGUUCACUUGGCGGAGACUUGACACGAACUCGUCCUUCGUCAGAUCUGUGACCCCGCCUGUCAUGUCUAACAUACAGCAGGCUGAUGCUGGGGAGUAUAUCGUUAUGAUUCAACAGCCUGCAUAUUACCUAACACCAUCUGCACCUGCAUACAGAGGGAAUUAUUCGUUCGGUGUACAAUUGGUAAUGAUACGCAUUCCAUACCCGCCUUCCAUUCAGUGCGAGGAGAUUGUUCGGGUUAUGAAUGGUCAGUCUAGAACAGUAGAGUGCAAAGUUGAUUCCUAUCCAAGACACCACACGAUGACGUGGACGCUGGCUACAACAGCUGGAACCAGAACUCAGUCAAGCCACAAAGACACCUAUCACAUUGUCAACGCCAGUGCUGGAGAUGAAGGGAAUUACACUUGUAGGGCCACCAACAACCUGACGUACCCGGAUGGUCAAGUCGAGACAGGCACUGGGACAUGUGUCAUUAAUGUGAAGGUCACAUCGCCCAAUGGUGGAAGAAGUGGGGAUGAAGGUGCUGCAAAGAGAGCCUCUGGUCAAGAGACCACAACUAGUUCUGCUGUUUGGGGAGGCCUUGCACUUGUGGCAAUCGUGGUCAUAGGACUGCUUGUAGCUGUUAUCGUGUUGGUCAUUCGACAACCUGAUAAGAAAGAAGUUCCGAAUGGAGACAAGCCCAUUGAGAUGACGACAGUGAACAGGGCAGGUGUAGCAGCCAUUUCCGGUCCUCUGUACGAGAAUGCACAAGAUCACAGGCGGAAGUGAACAAGCUGUUGUUCUGCCUUACUACUACUACUACUACUACUACUACUAUUACUACUACUACUACUACUACUACUACUACUACUACUACUACUACUCCGACUACUACUACUACUACUACUACUACGACUACUACUACUACUACUUCUACUACUACUACUACUACGAUGACGACGACGAAAACUUGGGGUAUACAUGUCACAUAUGCUAACGCCGUUUAACUGAAUUACUAUUUCAGUUGGCUCAAAACGGCUCAACUCACAACAACAACAUUUAAUUCCCAUCUUGAACGGCUGCUCAAUGGAGCUCUACAGGGGGAAUAGGAAGAUAUGACAAAAACGUGGUUUUAACGGUGUACUGAAGCACUUGAAAUAUGCAAAAAGAAUUACAUAAAUGUAAAAAAUCAAAAUCAAUUGUACUGUGAUUAUAUGCAUCUGUAACCAUUUCUUCCUUUCACGUUAUAUUAUACUUUAUGCAAACAAUUUUCAAGAAAAGAUUCUUGAUAGGGUGAUUAUAUUUUUCAAAUAUAUAUAUAGUUAUUGUAUUAUAUUCAAACUAAUAUUACCAAUGCCUUUGAAUAAAAUCUAUAAUUAA